AUGUCAAAUAAUCCCUCAUUAAUUGCUGCUCAAAAAAUUUUUAAUAGGUAUAAUGAUAUAAUUGAAAAAGACUACGUCACUAUUUAUUCUCCAGUGACUACACCUGUAAAGAAUAAAUCAUCUUCGAAUGCCAAAAUAAAAGUACCGCCCACUGUCAAGAUAAAAUCAUCACCCAAUGUAAAUAAUAAUAACAAUAACAAUAAUUAUAAUAAAGUAAGGCAAUCACCGAAGAUAACCCAGCAACCUCAAAUUAAGACACAUAUAUCGUCGACCCCUAAUGUCAUUGAUCCUAAUAGAGCAGCUUCUUUAGCUCAUCAAAAAUUGAAAGAUUUAGAUUCGUAUACAUGGGAUAACGAUUUAUAUUAUUAUAAUAAUUAUUAUAUGAUUAAUAAACAACAAUCAAAUAAUACAAAUAAUAGCAAUAAUUCUUUACCGAAUUUGAAAUUAGAAUCUUCCAAGACAAAUGAAUCAUCUACCUCUACAAUAACAGCAGAUAUCAUACCUACACACAAUAAAAAUAAAAUUGAUCGGUUAAAGAAGAAAUUUUUCCAUUUAAGAAAUGGUAAUAAUUCCUUUGAUAAUGAUUAUAUAUUUUUAAAUCAAUUAAAAUUUAAUUCUUCGAAUGAAAAUAUCAUAGAUUUAUCUAUGGAUCCAAAUAAUAAUAACUUGGACCCUAACGAGGUUGUAAAAUUUAAAAGAUCAAUGAGAUCGAAUGAUGUAUUAUCGAAUAAAUCGAAAUUAAAUCAUAAACAAAGAUUAAAACAAAAACAAAAAAAUUUAGAAUUACAAAGGACUUUGAAAUUACAAAAUCAAUUAGGUACAUCAUUACAUAAACAAAAUAGAAAAAAAUUACACAAGAUAGAAAAAAAAAGAAUUUCUUUCCAAUCUAGUUCAAAUAAUCAAGAUCGAAAUAAAAACUUAUAUGAUCUGGAUUUGAAUGAUGAUUCUGAUUCUGAAUCUUACUCUGAUAGCGCAGAUUCCUUUUCUUCAGAAGAUACAAUGACAUCCUCAGAUAUGUAUUAUGAUUCAUCAAAGCAAUCUCAUCAUCAUAAUCAUUUGAAUAAUGAUGGAAAGUCACUUGAUUUACAAUUAGAUGCUCUUCUAUUAGAUGAUCCAACAACAAUCACUAGAAAAAGAGAUAAGAUUAAAAGAAAAUUGAAAAGAACAACACAUAUCCAUUCAUUAUCAUAUAUUCAUCCAACAAGAAACUCAUUAUCUUUUGAAAAUUUAACAAAUUCUCAAAAUUCUAAACAAAAUAAUUUUAAAAUUAAAAAUAGAAAUAAUUCUUCAAAUUCUUUAAUUUUGAAAAAUUCAAAUUCAAAUCAAUCAACUGAAAAAAAUUUAACUUCUUCAAAUUUAAAUUCACCAAAUAUAAAUUCAAAUAUUUUUGAUGAUGAUCAACCUUGGAAAUCAAAUGAAAAUAUUGGGUUCAUAACAGAAAAGGAAAGAAAGCGUUAUGAAUCAAUUUGGAUCACAAAUAGGUAUUCAAAAUUAAAUCUUUUAGAUUGGUAUUCAAAUGUAUUAUCACAAGAUAAUUCACAAACAAAUUAUACUAUACCAAAGGAUGGAUUAAUGUUAAAUUUAAUCGUGAAAGAUAUUUGGCAAAGAUCCAACUUAUCAAAUGAUAUUUUAAUGGAAAUCUAUAAUCUAGUAGAUACAAGAAAAGAUGGAACCUUAACAAGACAAUCAUUCAUUAUUGGUAUGUGGUUAAUUGAUCAAUCAUUAUAUGGAAAAAAAUUACCGCAAUAUGUAGACCAAUAUAUUUGGGAUAGUGUUAACAGUUAUGUUAUGAACGCCUUGCAAUCCACAAAUUUAAUUGCAUAUAAUAAAUAUAAGAAAAAAAUCAUGAAAGAUGAAAUGAAAAUUAUUAAAAAGGAAUUGAAAAGAGAAAAGGAAAGGGAAAGAGAAAAGGAGAAAGAAAAGGAAAGAGAAAGAGAGAAGGAAAAAAGACAAUCUUUAAUCAAUUAA
Henningerozyma blattae CBS 6284 is the source of this 1968-nucleotide messenger RNA. RefSeq lists its product as uncharacterized. The record is from RefSeq and is a predicted model, not a curated record. NCBI's taxonomy places the organism in Eukaryota, Fungi, Ascomycota, Saccharomycetes, Saccharomycetales, Saccharomycetaceae. The transcript has a single exon. Bases 1 to 1968 code for a protein of 655 amino acids. Gene Ontology annotation, molecular function: protein binding.